AUCUAUCAUAUAAAAAUAUUCAGGUCAGGGUGAAAUACAUGAAAAGGAGUGAAACUUAAAUACAUUUUUAUUGAGAAAAUCAUUAAUUUACAAGUAUCUUGAAAACUAUAUUUAGGUGGUAUGUGUUUACAUUAAGAAAUGGACAGCUCUCUGGGGAAAAGGGUCUUAAUGACAUUUUUAUAGAAAAUGAUAUUUGUACUAGAAAUUGGUGGUAAUUGUCUAAAAAAUGAUAAUUGCAAGUUUGAACCCCAACUCCAAUUUGUUUCCGAGAUACAGGCGAUUGAAUGAUACUAUUUAUUUAAGAAAUGAAACUUAUAAUUCUUUAUUUGAUGCAUGCAUCAAAUAAAGAAUUAUAAGUUUUAUUUCUUAUCAUUUAAGGUAGUGUGCUACAUGCAUCAAAUAAAGAAUUAUAAGUUUUAUUUCUUAUCAUUUAAGGUAGUGUGCUACAGCGUCAUAAAAAUGGCUGACUUCCUCUCGAAACACCAUUUUGUUCCGGUUGGCCAAAAUUGUCAUGCAAAAAAAUCACUAGACACCGGUUUUUGGAACUCUUCUUAUAAAUAGAUCUGAAUCACUAAAGCGUUUUUAUGAAAUGAGAAUUUGAGAAGUGUAUGAGUUUCUGCGGGAUGAGUGUGUAUUUUUUUUUUAAGUUGGAUUACUGAUUAUCAUGAUACGUUUUCAUUUUGUAUGUAAAGUAAUUCGGUGGUGUUUUUUAAACAUUUGUUUUUUUUUUGUUUUUUUGUGUUUUUUGUUUUUGUUGUGUAACACACAGGUCACGUGCGCUUAUCUGCUGACCUAUUUAUAGAGGUGGCGUCAUUUUUUUUUUUUUUGAAAAAUGCAUAAUUCCAAGGGUGCUAAAGAAUGUUUUGAUUAUUGCAUUAUACUAUUUUGUUAAAUAUUGUCACAGGUUGUGCCAAUAAAAUUUUCAAUCUUGAAUAAAUCUGAUUUAUUUCAUAGCGAAAGGUUAUGAUAUUUGGAUAACCCAAAUUAAAUGUCACAGUUUUAAUAUGGAAAGUGUGAAAUUAAAUUAAUGCAGUAUUCAUGCAACAGUCAUUGGUUGAAUUAUUUUGCACAUUAGAAAAUGUUUGCUUAAUAUAUUCAAGUGAUAAAAGCUCAAUAUUUUCCAAUAAUGAACAUUGUAAAUAUUCAUCAAACUUAUAACAUCCAAGGAGCAGAAUAACCCAUAUCUAUUAUUUUGAGGUCAUUCAGAUGAGGCUUGUAAGCCAUGGUCCUGUGUCACGAUAGGCGUUAGCACGAUAAAGAACCCUCACUGCUCAAUUCGCCCGAAGGUGACGUCUCUAUAAGAGUGAAAAAUUCGAGAAUGAGACGUAAAGCAGCAUAUAAACACAUUAUUCUGAGGUCACAAUGGUUUAAGGUUAAGGUUCAGACUGCUCUUUAAAAAAGUCCACUGGAGAACCUUUGCCUACUGGACAUACACGUAGUUCACAGAUCUUUAAGGAGUAACAGAUUACUGUUCAUUUUGUAUGUUAAUGGGUCGAAUUUGGACACUUGUCCAAUCAAUAUGUUUACGAGACAGUUUUAGUUUAUGGAAACAAUGAUACUCUCUUGGAAAUUUGUUCGGCCCAUAACUUUGGUGCGUGCACCAAUGUUUCUUGUGUUGAUAUGAUAUAAAUAUAAAUGAUCACGAAAACGCGGAUCAACAUUGACAAUCAGCUGUUCGUUUGCACGGGGAAUCGCGACAUGGAAUAGGGAGAUCUUCCAACACCUCUACAAUUCAUAUCGUGUGUAGAACAUGAUCAUACUUAUAUGAAUGAAGGUAAGUGUGGUUAGGCCUAUAUGUUUGAGAACUUGUAUGAAAGGUGAAGAUAAAUUGGGCAAACACGGACACACCAGAGGUGGGAUCAGGUGCCUAGGAGGAGUAAGCAUCCCCCGUCGACCGGUCACAUCCGCCGUGAGCCCUGUAUCUUGAUCAGGUUUAAACGGAGUUAUCCGUAGUCAAAAUCAGUGUGCCAAGAACGGUCUAAAAAUCGGUAUGAAACACGUCAGACACAUGUUGUCAGCAGAUUUCUGACAAUACAACACAUUGUAAGCCAAUGUGUUGUAUGACACAACACUCACAAUAGUAUGAGCUUUUAAACAAUUGGAUUGAUGAAAUAACUCAAUUGAAGAAAUGUACCAUCAUCAUCUGAGACUGAAUAGAAUAAUUUAUGAGAUACAUAAAAUAUUCUAAGACUCAUGUCCAAUAAACAUCAUUUAUAGAAACAUUUAUGCCUAGUGCCUUUGAUAGUGAUUUGUUCUAAAUGGAGUGUAAUGUUUACAUAUCUUCAGCUGAUCUUUAUGCUAAGGCUAAAGCCAAGAUGUUAAUCAAUUAAUGUCUGUAAUUGUUUUUUAUCAAUAUGUAGGUCGUGAAGUCAGUAGUCUUUUCCCCAAGAAAAGAAAGGAACCACCCACUUCUGCAGAGGAUAGUAGUGCUUUUCAUGACCAUCCAUAUGUGUCCAUGAACAGCUCUUCUAUACAGAAACAAAACUUGAAAAAUGCAGAAGGCACUGAUGAUGAUGAUGAGGAGGAGGAGGAGGAGGAAGAGGAGGAAAAGGAUAGUGAUGUUGAUGGUGAGGGUGAUGAUGAUAGAUCAAGUGAAGCUGGAAAGAAUGGGGCAAACUUUCAUGAACUACAAGGACGCCACAUUAUAGAGAUAAUUUUUUUAGUUAAGGAGCUAAUGAAAGGAUGCCAUUAUUGCUGUAAACCCUUGAAUCUGUCUGCUUGUAUAGGAGAUAGCAGAUAUGGACUAGGUAGUCUACUUCACAUUAAGUGUGAGAACUGCAAAAAGGUGAGCCUGGUUCCAACAGGGAAAAGACAUGGUCCAAAUGCUUGGGAUGUAAAUUCCAAGUUAGGUGCAGCAAUGCUUUUUUGAGGCAUUGGGGAAACUGCAAUAAAUGCUUUGCUUGCUGCACUUAAUUUACCAUCUGUUACCCCAACAACAUUAAAAAGGAGAGAAAGAGAGGCAGGGGUGGCUUUUGAGGCAGUUGCAGAUGCAACAUGCCAGAAUGCAAUA
This is a messenger RNA of Ostrea edulis (European flat oyster), 3010 nucleotides long. RefSeq lists its product as uncharacterized. The record is from RefSeq and is a predicted model, not a curated record. NCBI's taxonomy places the organism in Eukaryota, Metazoa, Mollusca, Bivalvia, Ostreida, Ostreidae. The transcript has 5 exons. Bases 2330 to 2869 code for a protein of 179 amino acids.